Dendrobium catenatum is the source of this 1689-nucleotide messenger RNA. RefSeq lists its product as uncharacterized. The transcript is spliced from 7 exons. NCBI's taxonomy places the organism in Eukaryota, Viridiplantae, Streptophyta, Magnoliopsida, Asparagales, Orchidaceae. The coding region runs from base 452 to 1456 and encodes 334 amino acids. The record is from RefSeq and is a predicted model, not a curated record.
AGAAAGAAAGAAAAAAAAAGGGAAAAGAACUCGGCGCUAUGGUUUCUCUUCUUCCCUCUUCCUGAUAAAAGAGGCAGAGCUGUCUCUCUCCCCUGUUAAAAAAACAAAACGAUCUUCUUCACGUGAUCCGCCAUGAGAAACCAACGAAGCGAGGUUCGACCCCCGAGGUUUUAAACGUCAACACUUAACACGCGCCGAGGAGGGCCUCUUCACAACCUGAGAGAAAACGAACCCCGCCAUUGUUUCUCCUCGGGAUGUGAGCAGAGGAAGGGAUGGCUUUGUUCCUCUGUGAGUAGGUGGACUCCGUCGCGAGCUCCGUCAUAAAGUCGCGACCAAACCUUUCCCUUCCUCCCUCUCUCUCUCUUUCUCUCUCAUCUCCAGUCGCUUCUUUUAUAUAAGCAUGUCAUCAUACCUUUCGUGAGUAGUAGUGAUACCGUUUGUGGUUGGAGGAAUGGAGGAUAGGAAGAGGAUGCAAAUCCCGACGUUUGGGAACUGGGAUUACGGGGACGAGAUGCCCAUAACGCAAUACUUCGAGUCCGCGAGGCAGGCUGGGCUGGUUAGAUCAGGUUUCUCAGGGGAGAGCUGUGAUGCAGAUCUCUUUAAUGUACCGGUCGUGAUGCCGGUGAAGUUGGCUCGCCAGGAGGGUCUCUCUCGCCGGAAGGUGAGGAAAAGGAACGAUAGUGGUGGAGAGGCGAAGGGGCAUUCGAAGGAGCAUAAGCAGAGCAAGCAAGGAAAAGUUUCCGGCGAAGUUUCCCGGCCAGCGAGAAGAUCUGUAGCUGCUCCUAAAGCAGUUGAUGAGGACUUGUAUAAGAUUCCACCUGAGCUACUUUACCAAAAGCCAAAGAGGGACUGCGUAGCGAGCAAGCCAAAGUCACGCCUCUUAAAGCAAGUAGAGCACUGCAGGUUCUGGCUCCGUGUUAAAGACGUCACAAAACCUUUUCCCUCUCUUCGCUACUUUCCCACCUUUUUUUUUUCUCUCGCUCGAUUCCGUUUACGGUUCAGGGAAUGGAGGAAGAGCUGGCAAAUUCCGACGUUUGGGAACUGGGAUUAUAGCGGCGAGAUGCCCAUCACGCAAUACUUCGAGUCCGCGAGGCAGGCUGGGCUGGUUCGAGCCGGUUUCUCAGGGGCGGGCUGUGAGGAAGAUCUCUUUGUGCCGGUUGCGAUGCCGGUGAAGCUGGCUUACCAGGACGGCCUAUCUCGCCGGAAGGUGAGGAAAUGUAACGAUAGUGGAGGACAGGAGAAGGCGUUCUCGAAGGAGCAGAAGCAGAUGAAACAGGGGAGGAUUUCCGGCCAUGUUGCGGGGCAGCCGAGGAAACCUAUCGUCGCUCCUAAAGCAGUGGAUGAGGAUUUGUAUAAGAUUCCACCUGAGCUUCUUUGCCAACAGCCAAAGAAAAAAAGAUUGCUGAGAAAUUUGUUCACAGAAUGUCUGGGGAUGAACUGCAUCACCUGCGCUUGAGAGAGAUCUAUAGCUUUAAAAAAACCGCUCUCAGUUCUGCUUCUUUCGUCUUUUCUGAAAUCUAAUGGUUCUUUGAUGAAUGAUUUUGUAUGAGUUAUGUAUGUAAUGCAAAGUUGAGUUGAUUAUCAUAAAAUGAUGGGGAGAAUUCCUCACUUUCAUGUUUGGUGUUUAAAUACUCUAUAUUUGGCUUGGAUUGUCGCACUUGGACUAAUGAUCAUGAUUUUUACAGUAAA